Anoplophora glabripennis (Asian longhorned beetle) is the source of this 691-nucleotide messenger RNA. RefSeq names its product histone-lysine N-methyltransferase EHMT1-like. The coding region runs from base 185 to 691 and encodes 168 amino acids. The record is from RefSeq and is a predicted model, not a curated record. Gene Ontology annotation, molecular function: protein binding. Lineage: Eukaryota; Metazoa; Arthropoda; Insecta; Coleoptera; Cerambycidae. The transcript is spliced from 3 exons.
UUUUUACGAGUACCUACUUGUGGGGUGGGUAAUUCGGUGAUUCACAGGGAUAUAGAUUCACGAUAAUCGCGUCACGUAUUUUGUGCCUAAUUGGGUUUUUGUGCAAGUGGUGCAAUUUAUAUAUGAAGUGUGACGUGUAGAAAUUUUUUGUUCAUAUUAGUUCAAUACGAAUUGAGAAAACGAAAUGGAGGAAGAAAGAAAGGAAUCUUUUCCACUUCACAGAGCCGUUGAGUACAGAAUUAUACACAAGAUAAAUAUCCUGCUACCAAAGACUCAAGACAUUAACAAGAAAAACGACAAAGGCUAUUCGGUAUUCCUGAUAGCUUGUGAGCUGCGUGAUUACCCUGAGAUUUUGGAUAUACUACUGGCUCGUAAGGAUAUCGACAUAACAGUGACAAACAACGAGGGAUUUACUGCUCUGCACAUCCUUGCUUAUAGUGGCAACUUCAGAGGCCUCGUCAAAGUUCUGAAAGCAUUCCCAGAUGCCGAUAUUAAUAUGAAAAACGAUAAGGGUAACACACCACUUAUUAUGGCCUGUAAAAUGAACCAUAUAAGGAUCAUUGAAUACUUGUUAGCUAAAGGAGCUGAUCUAUCGAUCGAGAAUGUGAAAAAGUACACGGCACUACACUAUGCUGCCAAUAAUGGGUACACGGAAUGCGUUGAGAUGCUAAUUGAAUAUGGUAAGGCUUAG